CUCGGGGCAGGGGGCGGGGCCGCCAGCGCAGGGUCAGGUGCGCAGGCCGCGCGCGGUGGCGGCCGCGGUUGCCAGGCGACGGUGUGUCUCGGCGGCGCCCGGCGGCCCCGGCCCGUGCCGUCCCGCAGAUUAUGUUCUUACUGUUGUUUUAGCAGAAUAUGGAGCAAUCAAACUAGAAACUGCGCUCUGAGCAUCUGCAUCGUUUGAGAUAAAUGGAGAUGAAUGGCUGUGUCUAGUAAAUGAAAAUCUCUGUAGGAAAGGGAUGGGAAACGAAAGACGCAGAACAGCAUGGCAUUUGAAGAAAAGCAUAUUGAGAUGGACCCGAAGAGGAAUCCUGGCAGAGUUGCUCGUCCAGCCUCAGCUGCAGUCCGGGUGACUGAUUUGAGUUGGCGAGGCAACCUAAAUCCCAGUCCGCUGAUUAAAGAUGACGGAGAGCUACUUAUGGAUGAAUACCUUUCCCCCAGGAAACUGAAAGUUUUGACAGGGGUAGAUGAUCUGCAGCGAGUGAAGGCCCUAGAGAUGCGAGUAGAUACAAGAGAGAACAGCUUGGGAAGCUUUGGUGCCUAUCUACCUAAUCUGAGAGAACUGAAGUUGAACAAUAGCUUGCUUGUGUCUGUGAGGGAUCUUGGAACCACGUUAUCCCAUCUCCGUGUCCUGUGGAUGGCUCACUGUGGGCUCUCAGAUUUAGAUGGUAUCUCUUCCUGCGGGUCUCUAAAAGAGCUCUACGUAGCCUAUAACAAUAUCUCUGACCUGAGCCAGCUGACCUGGUUGGAUCAUCUUGAGGUUUUGGACCUGGAAGGGAACAAUAUUGAGGACAUCAGCCAGAUGCAGUACCUGGGACUUUGCUGCAAGCUGAGACACCUGACAGUGGAGGGCAACCUUAUUUGUCUGAAGCCAAAUGCAGAAUCUGCAGAGGAACCAGAUUAUAAUUACAGAGCUGAAGUAAAAAAACUCAUUCCCCACUUGGAGUAUUUGGAUGAAAUACCAGCAAGCCAGACUGCUCUCCUUCCUUCCAAGAAGAUGCAUGAGGAUUGGCUAAUCAUCAAGGAAUCCAUCAAGGAAGGUGGUUUAGCUGGAGACGUUUCAUGGUUAGAUCCGUAUCUUGGGGCAGUAGCAAGGCAGACUGGAUGCAGCCCAAGACCCCUGACAACUUCCAGACCUGGAACUGCGCAGUGGUCUGCUAAUGCAGGGAGAUCUAGCAGUGCCCGCCUCUUGUACAGUGGUUGUCCUCUUCCAGAUCCCACUGUUUCUAAAGAGCUGUUCACAGAAGAUGACUCCAGUGAUUUGACACAUGGAUUCGGUCAAGUUAUAUGUGGGAACCCCACCAAGGCCCUGCGUGCAAGGAGGCAAAAGCUAGGUCCACUUGCAGUGAGCUCUUUGAAAUUGUGCCGUCUGAGGACAGAAAACAUUUGCGGGUCUGGAAGUGGAGGAGCUCUGCACCAGGAAGAUGUGUCCUCUGAACUGAGAGUACAGAGAGAGCAGCACAAGCGGUGCCUGCAAACAGGUCAGCAAGAAAAAGCCGCCCAAGCACUGAAGGUAACUCUUAGUGAUGAGGAAGAGGGUGAAGGCUGCAGCCUGACUGACAGCUGCGAAGACGAGUUGAGGGAGACCUGUCAUGAGGACCUCAUUGAAAGGAUUUCACUUGAUUCUUCUUGCCACUCCUGUCUCUCCCAGUCUUCUUCAGGUUCGUCACAGGCUCAGGAAGGCGCAGUAUUCUCCAAUGUGAACUCUUGUGUAAUUCCGUCCCCUCCAAAAAGCCCUUCACCUGCAUCUGUAAUGGGUGUUGCAGCAAGACCCUGGCAAAGGAGGAAUCACAGGGUAAGAUGCCUAAAAAUACCCAGCCAAGAGGAGGACAGGCAGUGGACACAGCGAUGCCAGUCAAGGGGUCAUCAAGAAAUUUCAGCCCAGCCUCUGGGCAAGGAACUUGCUCUUCUGAGCCAGCGCAGCAUGCCAGCUGCCUCCAGAUCCCAAGGGCAGCACCAGCCUGCUGGGAGCACUGGCUGGCAAAGUCCUAUUUCAGGACAAGCAGCUGUUGGAUCAACAAGCAUCAGGCCCAUCAUGGAUGAGAGCCCUCCUGGAGGGAUCAACCACCAGCAGCCAGCUGUCUGCUCAUCCACAAAAGCCUUGGAGAGGUUUGGGCUGAUGAACGCCUCUUGGCCCCUGACUGCAAGGGCCAUGCUGCAGUCAUUGCCAGACAGAUCCGCUGCCUCAACAACAUCUCAGAACAAAAGUCCCCGGUCCUAGAAGAUACCCAGGUGGCAGCGUGUGUUGGAGCCAUGUACACAGCACAGUCUUGAAGGAUCAAUGCUAUCUUUCAGCUUCUUGUGCAAGCUAAACACAGAGCUGUGCAAGUAGAGCAGUUCAAACAAAUGACAUGAUUUGCCUCAAUUAAGGCUACAGCUGGUCCAGAAAUGCUUUCUUUAAAGAGCACCCGCUGAUCAAGAGAAGAGCUAAUCAACCUCUCAUUACAGAAAAACGUGGUUAUUUUUUGCAGCCUACAUGCACUAAAACAGGAAAAGUCCUAACGUAUUUCCUCUCAUCCACACCAUGCCCUGCUCUGUGAGUCAGGCAGGGACGCUGAACCAAGCAGAGUGUGGAGCCUGCAGUUUGUGGAGCGCACUGGAGGAGGCGAGGGACACGGCAUUCCCUCUCACGCUCAGCUGCCUGACCUAGCAGCAGCACUGCACUGUAUCUUUUGCAGUCCUGGAUGUUUAACUUGCAAGGGACAAAGCCAAGGGCUUAAGAGAGAGCGUUGGCUGGAGCGGGGUGUAAGGGAGGGGCGCAUCGGCCAAGGAAGAGCCCAGGAAGGCUGGGUGGUUUCAGAGUUUAUGCCCCCACCAGAGCUCACCCCAUUCACAGGCAUCUGAGGUUCUCAUUGCCUGCAUCGCUGGGGGAGCAAAUACUGACCAAGUGGCUCAUCCCAGUAUUAACAUGUUUCUUUGCUCCAUAGCUACCUGGAAGGAUUUCUCUCGCGUCCUAUGGAUAGACAUUGCAUACCGGAAUUUCAUUAGCAGAGCUGACUACUCUAAGCAGGUGUCAGAGCAUCCCUUGCCUGUGCCUUUAGAGUCAGGCAUCCCACCUCUACUUUUUUAAGAUCAAAUAGACUUUCCAAUUUCAUAUGACUGGAUAAUUUUAAGUAAUGCUGCAGCAAAGACAAGGCAGGGAAGUAAGGGAGUAAUCUCUUGCUUUUUCAAUAGGGCGUUUGCUUUAUAUUUGGUUGAGAUUCAAAACAUUUGUUUCAGUGACUGCAGACUGUGAGAUGCUGAUCCAAAUGACUGUGCCUUACAACUUUAUUGCAGUCUGAAAUCAAGCGUCAUCACAUUUUUUUCCAGUUUAAAUUACUAUGUUAGAUAUAUAUUUUUA
Messenger RNA from Chroicocephalus ridibundus (black-headed gull), 3363 nucleotides. RefSeq names its product leucine rich repeat containing 56 (gene LRRC56). Bases 289 to 2244 code for a protein of 651 amino acids. Gene Ontology annotation, molecular function: protein binding. The transcript is spliced from 14 exons. The record is from RefSeq and is a predicted model, not a curated record. Lineage: Eukaryota; Metazoa; Chordata; Aves; Charadriiformes; Laridae.